Messenger RNA from Raphanus sativus (radish), 700 nucleotides. Its product is annotated as cysteine-rich and transmembrane domain-containing protein WIH2-like. The record is from RefSeq and is a predicted model, not a curated record. Lineage: Eukaryota; Viridiplantae; Streptophyta; Magnoliopsida; Brassicales; Brassicaceae. The transcript is spliced from 3 exons. The coding region runs from base 84 to 425 and encodes 113 amino acids.
AAUGACUUUUCCUUCUCCUUUUCUUUUUCUACACGUCUCUAUGGCUCCUAUAACUUCUCUAGGUCUCUGGACCUAGGAUUUGCAUGUUAGUCAUCUCCUUUCGUCGUCUCUCUAGCUACACGUUUCACAGGAGAUCAGAAACAACAAUGAGUCAAUACAAUCAACAUCCCGUUGGUGUUCCUCCUCCUCAAGGUUAUCCGCCUGAGGGGUAUCCACCGCAAGGAUAUCCUCCUCAGGGAUAUCCGCCUCAAGGCUACCCACAGCAGGGCUAUCCACCACCGCAGGGUUAUCCUCACCAAUCUCCUCCUUAUGCACCGCAAUAUCAACAGCAGCAUCAGCAGCAACAACAGAGCAAGCCUGGGUGUCUUGACGGAUGUCUUGCUGUUCUCUGCUGUUGUUGUCUCUGUGAUUUAUGCAUCUUCUGAUUGGAGUACCUGCUCGGAGCUGCUUUUUAAUUGCAAGAGAGUGUUUGGCGACACAAGAUCAUUUGUUGCGUAAUGGGCAUUAAAAUGAAUUGCUUGGAUACAAUCUCUUGUAUAUCCUCUGUCGUAUUAUCUUUUAUGUUUUUCGAUUCAUAAAUAACAUAUUGUCUAUCGACUUUCUGGCUUGGUUUGGAUUUGAGACUAGCGGGAAUGUAAAUUGGUGUGGUUGUGGAGACACUAUUCCUUUUAUUUACUUCCGUAUGUCAUUGGAUUUUUUU